Messenger RNA from Phycodurus eques (leafy seadragon), 3243 nucleotides. RefSeq names its product N-alpha-acetyltransferase 15, NatA auxiliary subunit b (gene naa15b). Gene Ontology annotation, molecular function: protein-N-terminal amino-acid acetyltransferase activity; protein binding. Gene Ontology annotation, cellular component: cytoplasm; NatA complex. NCBI's taxonomy places the organism in Eukaryota, Metazoa, Chordata, Actinopteri, Syngnathiformes, Syngnathidae. The transcript has 20 exons. Gene Ontology annotation, biological process: N-terminal peptidyl-methionine acetylation. The coding region runs from base 95 to 2734 and encodes 879 amino acids. The record is from RefSeq and is a predicted model, not a curated record.
GGGGCGCCUCGGCCAAGCAAGCCAGCGAGCCGGCCGGGCCCGUCACUCGGCUCGACUUGUCGUGCCUGUUCGCGCUAGCAUUAGCUAACGUUACAUGUGCUGUGAGGUCGAGGGGGAACUGAUCUCAUCUGCUGCUACAAUGCCGACAGUUACUUUACCACCAAAAGAGAAUGCUCUCUUUAAGAGGAUUUUGCGAUGUUACGAACACAAGCAGUACAGAAACGGACUCAAGUUCUGCAAACAAAUCCUGUCCAACCCCAAGUUUGCAGAACAUGGAGAAACCCUGGCUAUGAAGGGCUUGACCCUGAACUGUCUGGGGAAGAAGGAAGAUGCUUACGAUCUGGUGAGAAGAGGCCUGCGCAAUGAUCUCAAGAGUCACGUCUGCUGGCAUGUAUACGGUUUAUUACAGCGCUCUGAUAAGAAAUACGAUGAGGCCAUCAAGUGUUACCGAAAUGCACUGAAGUGGGACAAGGACAACCUCCAGAUCCUCAGAGAUCUGUCCUUGCUGCAGAUCCAAAUGAGAGAUCUGGAAGGCUACCGGGAGACAAGGUACCAGCUGUUGCAGCUGCGUCCUGCUCAGCGAGCGUCCUGGAUCGGCUAUGCCAUAGCCUAUCACCUCCUGGAAGACUAUGAGAUGGCAGCAAAGAUCAUUGAGGAGUUCAGGAAAACACAACAGACAUCUCCUGACAAGGUGGACUACGAGUACAGUGAGCUGCUGCUUUACCAGAACCAGGUGCUGAGAGAAGCAGGUCUUUACAAGGAGGCUUUAGAGCAUCUGUCAAACUAUGAAAAGCAGAUUUGUGACAAACUGGCAGUGGAAGAGACGAGGGGGGAAUUGCUGUUAAAGUUGGAGCGUCUGGAUGAGGCUACAGAUGUCUACCAUCGCAUGCAGGAGAGAAACCCAGAAAACUGGUCAUAUUAUCAUGGCCUGGAGAACGCACUAAAACCAAGCAGUCUGGAGGAGAGACUUAAGGUCUAUGAAGAUGCCUGGGAAAAGUUUCCAAAAGGCCUUGUUCCUCGCAGACUCCCCCUCAAUUUUCUUACUGGUGAGAAGUUCAGAGAGUGUCUUGACAGGUACCUGAGGAUGAACUUCAGUAAAGGAUGUCCACCUGUCUUCACCACCCUGAAAUCUCUUUACAACGACAAAGAAAAGGUGUCAAUUAUAGAAGAAUUGGUGGUCGGCUUUGAGACCUCAUUAAAAAGCUCCAGACUGUUCAGCCAAAAUGAUGAUGGUAAAGAGGAGCCACCAACAACAUUGCUUUGGGUGCAAUACUUCCUGGCUCAGCACUAUGACAUGGUUGGCCAACAGACACUGGCUCUCGAGUAUAUCAACGCAGCCAUUGAGAGUACGCCAACCCUCAUUGAACUCUUCCUUAUCAAAGCAAAGAUUUACAAGCAUGCGGGGAACAUCCGAGAGGCAGCCCAGUGGAUGGAUGAGGCACAGGCUCUGGACACCGCUGACAGAUUCAUCAACUCCAAGUGUGCCAAGUACAUGCUGAAGGCUGGCAUGAUCAAAGAGGCGGAGGAGAUGUGCUCCAAGUUCACACGGGAGGGGGCAUCAGCAGUGGAAAACCUGAAUGAGAUGCAGUGUAUGUGGUUCCAGACAGAGUGUGCACUUGCCUACAAGGGUAUGAACAAGUAUGGGGAGGCUCUCAAGAAAUGCCAUGAAAUUGAAAGGCAUUUUGUGGAGAUUACGGAUGACCAAUUUGAUUUCCACACCUACUGCAUGAGGAAGAUGACGCUGCGCUCAUACGUGGACCUGCUGAAACUUGAGGACGUGCUUCGGAUGCAUCCCUUUUAUUACAAGGCUGCCGUCACUGCCAUUCAGAUAUACCUGAGCCUCCACGACAAUCCUCUGACUGAUGACAGCAAGGAAUUGCAGGCGGACACUGCUAACCUGUCGGACAAAGAGCUGAAGAAGCUCAGAAACAAGCAGCGGAGAGCUCAGAAGAAGGCCCAGCUGGAGGAAGAAAAGAAGAAUGCAGAGAAGGAGAAGCAGUUAAAGAAUCAGAAAAAGAAGAAGGAGGAUGACGAUGAAGAGAUUGGGGGCCCAAAAGAGGAGCUCAUUCCUGACAAAUUGGUCAAGGUAGAAAAUCCACUGGAAGAAGCAGUCAAGUUCCUGAUACCUCUCAAACACCUUGUCAAAGAUAAAAUUGACACACACCUACUGGCAUUUGAAAUCUACUUCAGAAAAGAAAAGUACCUGUUGAUGCUCCAAUCAGUGAAAAGGGCAUUUGCCAUUGACCCAGACCACCCAUGGCUACACCAGUGUCUAGUGCGCUUCUUUAAAGGAGUCUCAGAGAGCAAAGAGCUGCCUGAGGUGGUUCGGACAGUCUUGAAGCAAGAAGUCACUCGACUCUUUGGCGACAGCAACGCUAAGAGCUUCAACCAGGCCUUCCUCUCCAAACACUCCAACUCAAUACCGCAUCGAUUGGCUGCUGCUAAGAUGAUGGUGUACAUGGACUCGUCGACACUGUCAAAGGCAGUUGAAUUGGCUACCGCACUCGAUGAGUCACUCAACAACAGAUCUAUCCAGAUCUGCACAGAGGUCCUGGAGAAUCUUCGGAACGGCUACCUGGGUGACUCUAAGGAGUGUGCUGAGUCGUAUCGCGCAGAGUGUCACAAGCUUUACCCCUACACAUUAGCUUUCAUGCCCCCUGGAUACGAGGAGAACACCAAGAUCGCUAAUGGAGACGUUUCCACAGAAACAGAAGAGCUAGCCAACGAGAUGUGAGCAUGACCAGACAAAGGUGGAUGAGAAAAGGAAUAGGGCCUUGCACAGAGCCUUGUGGUACGCCUGGCAGUCAUUUUAUAGAGCCAGACACACGGGAAGCGAAAUAGAUGUUUCGUUCUUUGGCUCAGCUUAAAUUGGGUCUGACCCGGCAUGGCUUGGCUCUUUCCCAUAUGCUGAAAAUCAGGACUGUAUGCGUGUGUGUUUGCGUGUGUGUAUGUCAUGGGUGUGACUGAGUCUUGAGCAUGUGUGCGGUUUUGUUUAUUUGUGAUAAAGGGGAGGAAGAUAACAAAAUGGCCAUUUUACUUUUUUAAUAGCGCAACCGACCACACUGAAUAUUAAAGAAAACCACAGUUAUUGGCAAACGUUAGGGUAAAACUGACCUGACUGGUUUCUCUGAGAUGACAACCACUGGAGUUUGACUCUGCUGCUUCUACAAGUCCAUCGGUUGUUUAUUUUACAAGCAAAGCUAAUUUAAAAGAAAAAAAAAAAAAACGGGACACAGCUGUCAC